AUGACGAGAAUCCGUCUUGGAGUUCUAUCCGACUUCACCCAGGCCCGCUAUGUGCUCCAUCUUUCAAACGGCAAACGUCUAGUGUUGUUCCGUUUGCCUUCGAUCGAACCGCCCAACGGUCGAACUAACGUCGGAAACAAUGAAAGCGACGAUGGCUGGUCUUAUUACUCCAUGGAGGCUGAAUGCCCCCAUGCUGGUGGUCCCAUGCAGGACUCCCAGGUGGAUAUCGAAGAUUCCGCCUAUAUAGUGUCAUGCCCGUGGCAUGCAUACGAUUUCAAUGUAGAAACAGGAGAGUCGAGUGUCGGGAUCAAAGCCUGUACAUUCCCCGUGGAUGUGCGGGGCGAGUUCGUGACCCUGGAAUACAUCGAUGACAACUGCCCUGAUAUGACUCUGGACCGACUUGAGCCCGUCAGCGAGAAGAUGAAGUUAAAGAAGCAUGACCGCGACACGCGCCAAGUUCCCACCCCAUCACCUACCCAAGUGAAAGCCCAGGACAUCCAGUCAGAGGCGCCUACGUAUUUAGACGACAGUGCCACGCUUUGCGACUGGUGCGCCCACAUCUUGAACACCUCUAACCCGGAGCACAAGAUCGAACUGACGGCCCAUUUGUUCGCCCUAUUCGCCGAAAAGGGUUCUUCCAUGCCCCUCGGAGACGGUAACGUUGCUCUCCCCGCCCAGCCGCCCCGUGAGGGCUUAGAGGAGGUGAAGCCCGGUGCUAUGCCGAGGGCUGGAAGAGGUGGAACCUUGAAAAGCCGCAUCUCCAUGCUCCAUGCAUUGGCCAAUAUCGAACUCUGGGCAAUCGACCUUGCGAUUGAUAUCUGUGUGAGGUUCGCCGCGUUCGAAACGCGAAACACCUCACGGCCACUGCCACGUGCUUAUUUCCACGAUUGGCUCAAAGUUGCCAACGACGAGGCCAAGCACUUCUCCUUACUUCGCGCCCGACUCGAGGAGAUGGGCUCCUACUUUGGGGCCCUCCCGGUACACCACAGCCUCUGGAACUCGGCCACUGAUACAGCCGACGAUCUCCGCGCGCGCAUUUCUAUCAUUUGUCUGGUUCAUGAGGCUCGAGGUCUGGAUGUCAAUCCCAUGACGAUUGAUAAGUUCCGCAAAGCCGGCGACCCCGAGAGUGUCCAGACCCUCGAGAUCAUCCACAACGAUGAGAUUACCCAUGUCACCACGGGCCACAGGUGGCUAACGUGGAUUUGCCAGGAAGAAGGAACCGAUCCUGUGCAGGUCUUUCGUGAGAACGUUAAAAAGCACUUUCGAGGACCUCUUCGAGAGCCGUUCAAUGCAGAAGCCAGGAUGCAGGCGGGUAUGGACCGGCGGUAUUAUGAGAACUUGGACUCAGCCGGUAUUCAGGUUGCUUGA
This is a messenger RNA of Aspergillus terreus NIH2624, 1368 nucleotides long. Its product is annotated as Rieske [2Fe-2S] domain protein. The transcript has a single exon. Lineage: Eukaryota; Fungi; Ascomycota; Eurotiomycetes; Eurotiales; Aspergillaceae. Gene Ontology annotation, molecular function: 2 iron, 2 sulfur cluster binding. The record is from RefSeq and is a predicted model, not a curated record. Bases 1 to 1368 code for a protein of 455 amino acids.